GGAGGUAAGAUCCGCGGGAAGAAACAAACAUGAAGCCUCCGAUUCCGAAUAGGCAAAUAAUUUUUGUGUUUAAUGAAGUAAGAUUACUGAAGCUCCAACUACAGAAGAUUUGUGACAGAAUCAGAACUAUACAGAAUGAUACUUUAGUUAGAAACCCGUCUGUUUUCCCAGUCAUUGUGACAGAGGACAAGAUUGGAUGCAAAUCAAAUAUAAGCUGGUUAGACCUUGAUAAUGAUUUGAUGACUGAAAUAGACAGAAUACAGGAUUUAUCAAGGGAAGAAAACGUCUGUGUUGCUGAUAAGAUACAUGAUGCUGUGGAUUCUCUCCCCUUCACUGGUAAUAUCAUAGAUGUCUAUAUAGAACAAGGUGUUUUUAAUUCUCUGAGGUCAGAACAUUCGUACCAGCUUUUUGGAGCACUGCGAAGGCUAAAGGAUUGGCACAAUGCUGUAAUAACAUUUGUUAAGACAGAAAGUUGUGUAGAGUCUGAGGAGAUGCAAGGUAUUCAAAGACUGCUAACUGCAUCAAGUCUUGAGGAGGAAGACUCCCGAUUGAGAGAGGCUGCUGAUGUUAUCUGGAGAGGCAAACUCUCCGUCAUUGAUAAAACAAUUAACAGAGGAUUUAUUCUGCCUGGCUUUACGAUCUUACGACAUGACGUCAGCUGCAGACAGCUAGACUAUGAAACCUUGAAGAAUCGGGUAUUUGGUAGGAUGUUGGAACUGCUAGAUGAAGUUGACAUUUCCUCCAUUCCUGUCUUUUACUUCACUGGGUUGCAACUGCAUCUUAGUUUACAUGACCCACAUCCACAGUCCCGGGCUAUGCUGGAGCUGGUCUCUAACAUGGAUUCACAAUGUGGCUAUUUGUGUCGUCUGGCUUGCUACUCUGAGGGAAUUGAUAUACCUUCUACAGCUGAGAAGUACCUUAGUACAUCAUCGUGGAAAGACAGCAUCAUCAAUGACAUUACAUUUGUACAAGAGCCAGAGGAGGAUUUCUUGCAGCCCUUUGAAUUCACCUUUUUUCUUCUCACUAAAAAUCCUGACAAAUGCAGCUCACUGAAGUUCAAUUUACAUAUGAUGAAGUCUGCUUCACAGAUCAAUGGCUUUCUUAGUAAACACCUGCUGAUGAGAAAUAUAUUGUACCCACACAAAAACACUCAGGAAUUGAAUGAUGACCCCCUUGAAAAUCUCCCCGUUUUCAGCAGUGAGGUCAUGUCAGUUAUCAGUGAUAUACUGAAUAAUGAGCAGAAGAAAUUGUUCAUGCAAUUAGACGGUGACAGUCCUUCAUUUCUUGAAGAUGUUGAAUCUGUGCAAAUAGCAUUAACCGACAUACAAGGGAAGAUUCUAGAAGAAGUUAAAAAUGGUUUACCUCUUUAUAAAGGAUCAUGUGAUGAACAUUCAGAUUUAGAGAUGGAGAUUUCAGGUGGCUGUCCAGCUGAGCUACAGAUGGACCCAUCAGAAUGGCCAGAGAAAAAAUAUCUUUUGUAUCAGGAGAGCCAGAGCAAGUCAAUCUCCCGCCUAAGGUCCACGGACAGUCUGGUGUUAUCCUCCCCAAUACAUCCCCAGGAAGAUACUCCACCCAGCAUGGACAUUGCACAGUGUCUGAAGUUGUUUCAGCCAGACGGUAGUGCUGUAUCUCAGAACCUCUCCCCUGUCAGGAAAAGGAAUACAAGUCGAUCUCGGGGGAAGCUGUCCAUGCAUCUCACUCCAUUUGUUGUGGGUCUACAGUGGCCGGACUGUCUGGAUCAGAAAGCACCGGACAUCUAUUACAACAAAGAUAAAAAGACAGAGAAGACCGAGGAACAGUGUAACAAGAUCUGUCAUCGUUACAUCACUAAUGACACACACAGUUCCUGCUCCUCACCGGUGUUUGUGGUCUCCAAAAAGCCCAAAAAACUUGGAAAAUAUGUGGAGGACAUGCUUCCCAAAACCCUGCGUAGAUCCCCAAGGAAAGUGGUCAAGGGUUCAGCAAGAGGAGUACAUACGUGGGGGGUCAGGUCUUCUCCGAGGAAGCUGCAGGAUAAAGUGGUGGAAUGUCAGAAGGUGAUACGGCAAUCCCCGACCAAAAAGGUCACCAAGCCAUGCUCCAGGGAGGUGGCCAGUGACACACACAGACGGCAGUCUUUGCCUUCUCUAGAAAUGAAACAACUGCAGCAGAAGGACAAUAUUCGCAGAAAAUCACUGACAGCUAUGCAGGCUGUAGACCCAGAAAAAGGUGGACGAAGAGAGUCGCGGUCAGAGAGACACAAGAGAAAAUUGGAGGAGAUAGUGACUGACGUGGUUCUUAAACAUGGCAUACAACGCGAGGACCCAAUCUACAAGGCUUGUAUACAGAAGCUCUUUAAAGUCACCAAACUCUUUGUCAUGGAUCUGCCAAAUUCUCAAAACUUGAGGACAGAAAUGAAAAGCAUUGCUGAGGGACAAGUCAAACAGGUGGUGGAUCUAGAAAAACGAAAGCAGAAAAAGUGAGAAUAUCAAUUUCAGAUAUUAAUGAGAAGGGAGUAGACAUUAAAAAGCGUGAAAGAAUUGUGACUAGAGAACCAGAAGAUCAUUGACUUGUGUGUUACAGUAAAGUUUGCAUUAGAAAAAGUGCAGAAUUCUCUUUAAAGAAAGUUGAAGUACUGAUGAGAAAUGCAUGAAAACAUUGAAGAAACAUCUAUAAGUCAGUUUUGAGCACUUUGUUCUUUUGUUCAGUGUACAUGAUCCUAAAAUCCGAUGGACUACUCUGUAAAUGCAAGUGAAAUACACACUAGAUAAUUUCUUUCCAGAGCAUAAGAUACAAGUUUUGGUACUAAAAUUCCCUAGUGGCAAGGGCAUGUACAAGUUGGUACGAGAUGAAAUGUUGUACAAGAGGGGAAGACAGUAAUUGAGCUAUUAGAGGAGGGCAGUAAUUGAGCUAUUAGAGGAGGGCAGUAAUUGAGCUAUUAGAGGAGGGCAGUAAUUGAGCUAUUAGAGGAGGGCAGUAAUUGAGCUAUUAGAGGAGGGCAGUAUUGUCCUUCAAUCACAUUCACCUUUAAUAUCAAUGUAAAGGAUUAUUUUGUAUGAAUAUUUAAAGCAUUCACAGACA
Ostrea edulis (European flat oyster) is the source of this 3060-nucleotide messenger RNA. Its product is annotated as mdm2-binding protein-like. The record is from RefSeq and is a predicted model, not a curated record. The transcript is spliced from 19 exons. Gene Ontology annotation, biological process: traversing start control point of mitotic cell cycle; regulation of protein ubiquitination; protein localization to kinetochore. Bases 30 to 2462 code for a protein of 810 amino acids. NCBI's taxonomy places the organism in Eukaryota, Metazoa, Mollusca, Bivalvia, Ostreida, Ostreidae. Gene Ontology annotation, cellular component: kinetochore.